Aethina tumida (small hive beetle) is the source of this 1648-nucleotide messenger RNA. RefSeq names its product zinc transporter ZIP13 homolog (gene Zip99C). The record is from RefSeq and is a predicted model, not a curated record. Gene Ontology annotation, biological process: zinc ion transmembrane transport; intracellular zinc ion homeostasis. The transcript is spliced from 5 exons. Gene Ontology annotation, cellular component: membrane. Lineage: Eukaryota; Metazoa; Arthropoda; Insecta; Coleoptera; Nitidulidae. The coding region runs from base 155 to 1099 and encodes 314 amino acids. Gene Ontology annotation, molecular function: zinc ion transmembrane transporter activity.
GACGAUGUAGUCGCGUUGUAAACAAUGUCCGUGGUGUGAAACUCUCGCCAGCAGCCUCCGCCACCAAAAAACCAUCUGAUUUGACCGGCUCAAUCUCAGAGUUAGAUUAGUCGGCAAAUUGUAACCAACCCCGUUCAAAAAAACCGUUGUCGCAAUGUUGUCGUGUGCCGCCGACGUGAACAGCACCGUGCUGGACGUCCUGUAUUACAAGGAGGCGAUGCUGGAACUGGUGCCGCCGUGGAUCUUGGCCAUCGGGUACAUACCCUGGGUCGGGGCCAUGAUCGGCUCCCUUCUGGUCGGACUGAGCGGCGUCCUGCCCCUGCUCGUCAUCCCCAUUGACCAGACCGACGAUCUCAGACAAGGAGCUAGUGCCAACACGUUAAAGACUUUGCUCAGCUUCGCAGUUGGAGGGAUUCUAGGCGACGUUUUCCUCCAUUCCUUACCGGAAAUAUUCGCCAACGAAGUCAUAAAAAAUGAUGGACAUGGCGCAAUAAGCCGCAGCGGUAUCCUGGUGCUAGUCGGACUGAUCGUGUUCGUCGCCAUCGAAAAACUGUUCUCCGUAAUCGAACAAUUCGGCGAACGGGACUUGGACGAGCAAGCCGAGAACAACAACACGAAGGGAAUAACCGAAGAGAACAAGAAGCGACAGAUAACCGGGUACUUGAACCUGGCGUCCAACACGAUCGACAACUUCACCCACGGCCUGUCGUUGGGGGGCGCGUUCGUGGUGUCUACCAGGCUCGGCGUGUUCACCACGUUCGCCAUACUGGUGCACGAAAUACCCCACGAGGUCGGCGACUUCGCCAUUCUCCUCAAGUCCGGCUUCACGCGGUGGAACGCGGCCGUCUUUCAAAUACUGACGGCCGGCGGCGGCUUGAUCGGCGCCAUGUGCGCCAUCGCUUUCAGCGGCGCCGGCAACUCAAUGGAAGCGAGAACAUCCUGGAUCCUGCCAUUCACUGCCGGCACAUUCCUGCACAUCGCUCUCGUGACCGUACUUCCGGAUUUGCUCAAGGAGGAGGACCCGAAAGAAUCGUUUAAACAGAUGCUGGCUUUGAUAGCCGGCAUUGUGAUUAUGGCCGCCGUCGCGACCAUCGAGUGAUUCCGUGGACAAUGAAGAGAUUAUUCGGCCCUCAUUUUGUUUUAUUAUAAUUUUUUUUAAUAUUUUUGUUGCCAUAUUUUUUUUAAUAGGUUAGGAGAUGAGUGAUACUUUUGUAAAUUUUAAGAGCAGUAUUUAUAGAUUAUAGUCCAAUGGGUUAAUUAAUUCGAAAACAUUGUACAUAUUAAAAACUGAAAUAGUGCAACACAGGGUGUUCUCUACUACUUAUUUUCGUAUCAACCAAAAACGAUUAGACAUUUUCGGAAAAUUAAUUGCUGUUAUCAAUAAUUUGAUCAAUCCAGCUUUAUUUGAAAGCCGUACAUUUUGACUUGUUAGUUUUGUCUGACUUGAUUUGAUUAUUUAUUUUGUUUCGUUAUAUAUAUUGUAAAAUAUUUCAUUGAACUUUAAAUUGAUAAAUUCUAAGAACAAAAAUUUUGUGAUACUUAUGACAGUUCAUCCAUUUAUUAUCAUAUAUUGUAUAUUUUAUUAUAUAGUACUUAAAGUGCUCUUUGUAUUUUAUAUCCAAUGUAAAUAAAGUGAUAUAAAGAGUAA